UGUGUCUGACCGUGUGUCCGACCGCCAAAGAGAGUGCUGAUCCCUGUAAUCCUCUGGGUUAUUGUUUUGGUCCAUACUAUCUGUACUCUGCUGGGGGCCUCCGCCAUACUGGUUGUGUUGUUGUGUGUUUGCGCCCGGCCAGGUUGAGCCAGGACCUAGCCAAAGACCUGGCGAUCUUGGCCAGAGAGAUCCACGACGUGGCCGGGGAGGGGGAGCCCCCGAGCUCGGCCAUGGAGGCACAGGUCCCCGACGCCACCAUGACGGCCCACGAAGAGCUGGUUCAGCACAUUCCAGAGGCAGGGCUCAAUCACCAGAGAGGUCCUCCAAGCCCUACGACUCCCAAACACCUCAACCAGAACACUGGGGACCACAAACACAACAACACGAACCGGCCUCGCAACAGAGAAGAGGAUAUAGCUGACCAGCUGAUGUUGAAUCCCGUGACUCAGAUUUCCCUUGUCAUCAGACAGAACACUGACCAGCUCACGGAGAAACUCAAGGUGCGCUUCCAGGAUAGGAUGGAUCUUUGGGAGGAGGUCGAGGCCAAACUCACUCGGGAUAACCACAUCCCCGUCGUCAAAAGCUCUAACAAGGAGGUCGCAUCCAUUCUGAACGAGCUCAGGAGAGUUCAAAGACAACUCGAAGUCAUCAACACCAUCAUGGAACCCAGCAGGAGGCCUGAGCAGGACAAGUCCUCCUCCUCGUCCUCCGCACGCCCCACCGCUGCAGCCCGCUCGUCGAGGGCCGAACCCCGGGACUGGAGGACCACCCCCUCGGCGUCGCACCGCGGCGGAGGGAACAGGCCCGGGGAGAGCGUGAGGAGGACUGCCGUGACCCCCGAUGACGCCAGAGAUGGAUAUGUGGUUCCGAUACCAAGAGAGCGGUUCCUCCUUUUUUACUCGCCCCACUGCGCUUCUUUCGCCGUCGCCACCGCAGGCCUCCUCAAAACCCCCUGCUACAGGUGUAGGAAAGCACCGUGGGGGGGGAAGUGAGAGUCGCUCCCCCGGACAGCUGCAUGUCAAAACAACACCGCGCACGAGGGGUGACGAGGCCUGCAGCAAACAUGUGGACAUGGCGCAAUCAAUGGAGGAAAGACGACAACGUAAACCGUCACACGUGUUUGUGUGUCCGUGCCAUGUUCCCUCCAUCCCCCUUUGGUUUUCUAAAGGGGCUUCAAAACUAUACUUGAUUUAUCUGACAUGGUGUCAGUUGCCAGUGACGCUGCCUUGCACAGCACAAACACUACAUGAUUUAAAAACCAGCGUGAAUGUAAUCAACUCUUGCACACAAAGCAGCAAUCACCUGCUAGGGCUGUUGUAAUCGAUAUAGAGAUGUUUUAUAGUAGUACCAUUUUUGUGGAAUAUUUCUUUGCGGAACACGGAUACUAUUUUUCGAUUGUAAAAAGUAUUUAUUGUGCUACUUUAAGCUCUGAACAUAUGUCAAUUUAUAAGAGAAUUUGAUAAACGAAUAGACAGUAAUCGAAAUGUAUCUAAAAUAGUGCCAGACCACAGAUUUCUACAUGAUCUGACAAAAAAACAUGAAUGCAAUGGGUUCUCUUCAGAUUAGGGGUCUACUUUGCAGCAUUUCCGUUUCUCUCCCAGGCUGCGGUGAAAUUCUCUGUGGAAUGUGGGGAUGAGAGGAAUGAAGAAGCUUAACGUUAGACUCGAACACGGAUGUUUAGUCACAAGGCAACAGCAAUCCCCACAAGCCUCUCAGGCAUUCCUCAGCUCCACCACUUGGAACAAGAUGGCUUGUGCUUUCAGCCUGCAUCUGGUAUCGUUUCUUUUAUAGUAAUAGGCAUUAUUAUUUGUUAUAUUUGACCUACAACACAAUUAAUGGCACAAAGAUUUGGCCAAAGGUAGUGUUGGAAAAUAUUCUCAGGCAUCCCAUAUUCAGUUUCCUAGUGGCUCUCCGAGCAUUUUCUCACACACACACACACACACACACACACACACACACACACACACACACACUACACUACAUCUAAACUCAAACAUAAGUUUCACCCUUAAGGGUUACUUUGGCCAGAAUUGUCAUGACAGAGAUUUUCUACACCAUGUGUCUCACUUGAAUGUGGGCCAACAGUUAAUAUGAUUUUUUUUGUGUCUUUAUUGGUCGGAUUGGCAUUAAAUGUCAUUUAACUCUAACGUUACCUCUCUUGAUUGCACUAAUGUAAGAUUCCACUCGGCUUCAUAGAGUGAACUUCCAAGUUAAAGCCACUAUGCCAAUUCUUUGUGAGGAAGUUUCAUUUCCCAAUCAGAACAUGAUCUUUGUUGUUAUGAUUGAAGGCAGCAGGGGGCACGAACACAUGCUUUCAACAAAAUUGUUUCGUCCACCUACAUAUUAUUCUAAUUUGGGUUUCCUCUAAAUAUUUCAAAGCAUUUUUGGCAUUGUUUAUGACUGUACUUGCCAUCAUUGUUUACAAAUGAGAUGAGCAAAAGAAUGACAGACAUUUGUAUUGCUCUGCUCUGACUCAAUGCUGCUAUUUCUACUUGGGAGAGAUGGUGCCCGCAAUUUUUUCAUCUACACAAUGGAAAUAGGCGGAGAUUUAACUCAGCCUCGUUAAUGUAAAUCCGUUCUACAUCCACUUUAGGCCCACUUUUGUACAUCACUGGCCGUUUCUUGUCCGUCAACCUUGAACUUGUUAUCUUUAAUGUUUAGUUUUUUUGAUGUCCUUGAUAAUUAAGAUCUGGUUACACACUUUCUUCCUUGAAAUACCCUUUUUUCAAAUAAAUAAUUAUUAAAUCGGUUAACAUUUCUCUGUGUACUUUUAAUGG
This is a messenger RNA of Gadus chalcogrammus (walleye pollock), 2777 nucleotides long. Its product is annotated as centrosomal protein of 170 kDa protein B-like. The transcript is spliced from 6 exons. Lineage: Eukaryota; Metazoa; Chordata; Actinopteri; Gadiformes; Gadidae. The record is from RefSeq and is a predicted model, not a curated record. Bases 231 to 992 code for a protein of 253 amino acids.